Messenger RNA from Lathyrus sativus (Indian pea), 867 nucleotides. Lineage: Eukaryota; Viridiplantae; Streptophyta; Magnoliopsida; Fabales; Fabaceae. The record is from the annotation of a GenBank genome assembly.
AUGAAAUUCGGUAAGAGCCUCAGCAGCCAGAUCGAGAAAACUCUACCGGAAUGGCGGGACAAGUUCCUCUCCUACAAAGAACUCAAGAAGAAGCUUAAGAACUUAGAACCGGCCGCCGCCGGUGAGGACCGUCCCGCAAAACGUCUUAGGAUUGAUUCCGGUAGUGGCAACUCUGCCGCCGAUGCCGGAGAAAUUCCAAAGGAGGAGAGUGACUUCAGGAACUUGUUGGAGAAUGAACUCGAGAAGUUCAACAACUUUUUCGUUGAGAAAGAGGAAGAGUACAUUAUUAGGCUCAAGGAGUUGAGAGAUAGGGUGGCUAAAGUAAAGGAUUAUAGUGAAGAGAUGAUGAAAAUUCGUAAAGAAAUAGUAGAUUUCCAUGGAGAGAUGGUUUUGCUGGAGAACUAUAGUGCCCUGAAUUACACAGGGCUAGUGAAAAUACUGAAAAAAUACGACAAGAGAACCGGUGCACUCAUUCGCUUGCCCUUCAUUCAGAAUGUUUUGCAACAACCUUUUUUCACCACGGACAUGAUAUACAAGCUCGUCAAGGAGUGUGAAACAAUGCUGGACUACCUCUUUCCUGUCAAUGUUCCUCCAGCUGUUGAUGAGAUAAUCCCCGAGGCUGAAGGAUGCGAUCCUUCAACUUCAACCACCACCGAGAGUGAUGGUUUGCUGAUUCCUAAGGAAUUAGAGGAGAUUGAGUACAUGGAGAGCCUUUAUAUGAAGAGCACCAUAUCAGCUUUGCAUGUUUUGAAGGAAAUUCGAAGUGGAAGCUCGACAGUUAGCAUGUUUUCGUUGCCACCCUUGCAAUUAAGUGGAUUGGAAGAAACAUGGAAGAAAGCCACAGUUCUUGAACAAGCAGCCAAGUAA